UUGAUCCCAUCCCCCCUUCACCAAUUCCCAGAAGGAGACGCGAAGAAGCCGAGCGGAAGGAGCGAAGGCGAAGAAGGUUCGAAAAGGGAUGGGAGAGAUGUACGGGUACGCAAGCGUGGAGAAGGCGGCGGCUGGGGACUUGGAGGCCGGGACGCUGUACCCGGGCCUCUCCCGCGGCGAGAGCGAGCUCCGAUGGGGCUUCGUCCGCAAGGUCUACGGCAUCCUCGCCGCCCAGCUCCUCCUCACCACCGUUGUCUCUGCUGCUACCGUCCUCAAUGCCUCCAUCAAUAACCUCCUCACCGAAAGUUCGGGCCUAGCCCUUGGCUUAGCCAUCGUUCCACUCUUCUUGAUGUUCCCAUUGUAUCAUUAUCAGCAAAAGCACCCACUGAAUUUCAUAUUUCUUGGGCUGUUCACUGUGUGCCUAAGCCUGAGCGUGGGUGUGGCUUGUGCAAAUACCCAAGGUAGAAUUGUGCUCGAGGCAUUGAUUUUAACCUCCACUGUAGUUUUGUCCUUAACUGGCUAUACUUUCUGGGCUUCAAAGAAGGGCAAAGACUUUAGCUAUCUCGGACCAAUUUUGUUUGCCGGUCUUCUUGUUCUCCUUCUUACAAGCUUUAUCCAGAUAUUCUUUCCUCUUGGGUCUACAUCAGUUGCUAUCUUCGGUGGGCUCGGGGCUAUCAUCUUCUCAGCUUUUCUUGUCUAUGACACGGACAACUUGAUAAAGCGGUACACCUAUGAUGAGUACAUAUGGGCAUCAGUUGUUCUCUACCUAGACAUCCUCAACCUGUUCCUUUCCCUUCUGAACUUGCUGAGAGGCAUGCAGUCAGAUGGCUAGGAGGGGGUUGUCUGAGGUUCCAGAAAAGAGAUAACAGAGCUACUUGAAUUAAGUUCCAUCUUAGUACAACCUCCACCUGUCUCUAUUUUAUCUAAUGUGAUGUUUGUCUUUAAAGUUUUUAAUGGGGUCAUAUAUUGUACAUGGAGGAUUUCUGCAAAUAACAGAGCUAGUUAAAGGCUCUUCUGUAUCCUAACUCGUAUUCUCUCGUCGGUUGUAGCCCUGUGUGCUGGUUGAUCAUAUUUUUCCAAUAUCAUGGUGAAUAUUAUUCUGCGCA
Elaeis guineensis (African oil palm) is the source of this 1106-nucleotide messenger RNA. Its product is annotated as BI1-like protein. Gene Ontology annotation, cellular component: membrane. NCBI's taxonomy places the organism in Eukaryota, Viridiplantae, Streptophyta, Magnoliopsida, Arecales, Arecaceae. The record is from RefSeq and is a predicted model, not a curated record.